AUGGGCUUUGAUAUUGAAAGAUUUCCCAAUAUUAUUGAUGAAGAAUUAAUUUGUUCUAUUUGUGGUGGUGUUCUACAAGAUCCUCUACAAAUACCAUCAUGUGAACAUAUAUUUUGUCGAAGAUGUAUUGAAGAAUGGCUUUCACAAACACAAAUAUGUCCUGUCGAUCGAACACCAAUAGAAAUGAAUCAAUUAAAGCUCGUACCACGAAUUCUUAAAAAUUUACUUAAUCGUUUAGAAAUCAUGUGUGAAAAUGAAGGUUGUACAACAGUAGUCAAAUUAGAUGUUCUCCCAAGUCAUUUAGCUGAUUGUGAAUAUGAUAAAAACAAAUUAAUUCAAUGCAAGAAUGGUUGUGGACUGAUAAUUUCAAAAGCAAAUUAUCAAAAUCAUAAUUGUGUUCAAGCAUUAAACAACGAACUUAAUAAUGUUAAAAAUGAAUUAGAAAAAUAUAGAAAUGAUGUUGAUUUUUAUAAAAAUGAAACAUUUACACUUCAGGAAUUUAUUCGUGUUAGUCGUGCGAAUAGUCUAGCAACAUCAUAUACCUCUGAAGAUCUAGAAAAUGAUGAAAUAUUACGUUGGUCAAAUGGUUUACAAUUAGCUCGUGUAACUUAUUGGGGUGGAAUGAUAUCAACUCCAAAUAUUAAUUUACAAAAUGCUGUAAAAAAUGCAUUAAUUGAAAGUGGUUGUCCAAUUAAUAUAACAAAUGAACUUAUGGAAAAUAUACAUGAACAACAUUGGCCAGAAGGACUUUCAACACUUGAAACUCGACAAUUAAAUAGACGAUAUUAUGAAAGUUAUGUAUGUCGACGUAUUAUUGGUGAACAAGCAGUUGUUGUACUCAGUUGUGAUAAUCGACAUAUGAAUCAAUCAAUGAUUAGUGAACCAGGUAUUAUAGUGAUAUUUUCACAUGGUGUUAAAUGA
This is a messenger RNA of Rotaria sp. Silwood1, 921 nucleotides long. The record is from the annotation of a GenBank genome assembly. Lineage: Eukaryota; Metazoa; Rotifera; Eurotatoria; Philodinida; Philodinidae.